AUGCAGGACGAGAACCGGGACCCCAGUUGCAAGCCCACCGCCGGCACGGGCCCGCUCGCGCUGUUCGCUUUAGACCUGUUCGGCGGCGCCUGCCAGGAGCUGCCCACGGCAGGGUGCCCCGCAUUCAGCCACUUGGAGGCCCUGUUUGUGGCGGGCACGCGGCUGGUGGCGGCGGGGUGGCAGGCGCCGAGCGCAGGGAGGCAGGACGACAUCGCCAUGCAGGUGGCGACACUGGACCUCUCCUCGGCGAUGGCCCCGGGCUGCGCGCGCCCCGUGGCGUGGACCAAGCUGCCGGCGCGCGGGCAUGUGCCGACUGCGCGCACCGGCUGCGCGUCCGCGCUGCUGCGUGGCGACAGCGGCGGCGGCGCGUGCCUGCUCAUCCAUGGCGGCAUGCUUUGCUCGCCAUCGGUCCAGGGCCUGCUGACGUCAGACGCGUACACCCUGGCCCUCGACACCUGCACCUGGACCAAGCUGGCGCCCAACACGAGCCGCGCGUUCGGGAAGGCCGCGCCCAGCCAGCCGCGGAUCAACCACUGCGCCGUCGCCGUGCCGCAAGCCGCCGGCGCGCUCGUGUUUGGUGGCACCUCGGCAAUCAGCUGCUUCGCCUCCUGCCCCACCGCCGAGCUCCUCUCCCGCGCAUCUGGCCCUGCCGCUUCGCUGUCGCCGCCGCUGCUGGCUGGCGCGCCGCCGCCGCUGCCGGCGCUGGCGGCGGCCGCGGCCGCGCUGGCGCCCCGCCACGACCUGCGUCCCUUCUGCCUGUCUGAGACCCUGAGCGACGCGGUGCUGGUGGCGGGGGACGCGCAGCUGCCCGCCCACCGGCUCGUGCUGGCGGCAAGCCCCAGGUUCAGGGAGCUGAUGGAGCAGGCGGCGGUGUACACCAAGCCUGUUGACAGGAAGUGGAAGCUGCACCUGACGGACGUGUACCCCGACAUUUUGAAGCUCCUGCUGGCACACAUGUACGGCUGCCUGGAGGCCGUCCCCGCCGCAGACGCGGCCACCCUGUUCAGCGCGGCCACCAGGUACGGCCUGCCGGCGCUGCGGGACGAGUGCCAGCGUGUGCUGUGCGCCUCAACCACCGUGGAGACCGUGUCGACCCACGUGCUGCUGGCCUACGAGCAUGCCUCCGCCGACCUCAUGCAGGCGUGCGUGUCGUUUGCGGCGGCGUCCCAGGAGCGCCUGGCCCAGAUGCUGGCGUCCCCCGGCUACCUGCACCUCACGGAGGCCAGCCCCAAGGUGGGGCAGCUCUUCCUCACCAUGGCCAUGCAGGAGCUGCUCAAGAAGGCGUGA
Monoraphidium neglectum is the source of this 1287-nucleotide messenger RNA. RefSeq lists its product as hypothetical. The transcript is spliced from 10 exons. The record is from RefSeq and is a predicted model, not a curated record. Lineage: Eukaryota; Viridiplantae; Chlorophyta; Chlorophyceae; Sphaeropleales; Selenastraceae. Gene Ontology annotation, biological process: regulation of proteolysis; proteasome-mediated ubiquitin-dependent protein catabolic process. The coding region runs from base 1 to 1287 and encodes 428 amino acids. Gene Ontology annotation, molecular function: ubiquitin protein ligase binding. Gene Ontology annotation, cellular component: cytoplasm.